AUGCCGCUCCUUCUUCUUCGUCUCGCUUGCUUGAUUUUCCUGUUGUGUCUGGGGACGCCCACUUGCGCGAAACAGCAGUGUCGCCUCGUGCUUAACGCACAGCUCGGCGACUCCUCCAAUCCCCAAGCGCCGCUCUCAGCUACUCCGACGUCCUCUGGGCCUCCCUCGACCUCGACGACCUCGUUACCAACACUCGCACCGUUCAAAUAUGGGCAGGAUAUCGUUCGGGGAGUCAAUUUGGGCGGAUGGUUUGUGCUCGAGCCCUGGAUCACACCAAGUAUCUUCGAGGCCACGAACAACGGCGACAUCAUAGACGAGUACACGUUCGGCGGGAUGCAAGAUUACAACCACGCCCUAGACGUCUUGCAGACACACUGGGAUACAUGGAUCACCGAAGAUGACUUCGUUGCGAUCAAGAACGCCGGACUUAAUCAUGUCAGGAUGCAAGUCGGAUACUGGUCCGUUCCGAUCACUACGGCGGAUACAAACUUCACAACCUCGACCGACCCUUACAUCCCCGGAGCAUGGCCGUACCUCUUACGUGCGCUCGGCUGGGCACGACAGCACGGCAUCCACGUCAUCCUCGACCUCCACGGCGCGCCGGGCUCGCAGAACGGGUACGACAACUCCGGGCGCCUCGGUGGCGCGAACUGGGCAAAGGGAAACAACGUCUCCCGCACUGUCGACAUUGUCCGCUUCAUUGCUGCUCAGAUUGGCGGCAUGAUCGACGUGCUCGAGCUCAUCAACGAGGCUGGCGGCUGGCAGAGCAACAUCGCUGCCAUUGUCCGCGACUUCUUUACCGAUGGGUACGAUGCGGUCCGUAGUGUCUCGGGGACCGACCUCAAGGUUAUGAUCGGGGACGCUUUUUUGGGCGUUGCAAACUGGGAUGGCUUCUUGACACCACCUUCCGGUCAAGGUGUUCUCAUGGACUUCCACGAGUACCAGAUAUUUAAUUACGACCAGCUCGCAAUGACCCAAGAUGAACACAUUAACUAUUCCUGCUCCGUUCUCGACACCUUGAAGACGUAUGCCCAAUCAAAUCUAUACACGAUCAGCGGCGAAUGGUCUAACGCCAUCACCGACUGCGCGAAAUGGCUUAACGGGCGUGGCGUCGGAGCGCGCUGGGAUGGUACCUGGCAGGCCGGCCAGCAGACCUUCGGUAACUGCGAUGGAUACACCGGCAAUAUGUCCACGUUCAGUGACGAUUACAAGACGUUCCUCCGGAAAUACUUCGAAUCCCAGGUCGCCAUCGGAGAGGCAGUUCAAGGCUGGACCUUCUGGACAUGGAAGGCCGAGAACGCAGACGACUGGAGCUAUCAGAAGGGAUUGGAGGGCGGCUGGAUCCCGCAAGACCCGACGGAUAGGAAGUACCCCGACAUAUGUUCUUAG
Epithele typhae is the source of this 1389-nucleotide messenger RNA. RefSeq names its product glycoside hydrolase. Lineage: Eukaryota; Fungi; Basidiomycota; Agaricomycetes; Polyporales; Epitheliaceae. The transcript has 9 exons. Gene Ontology annotation, molecular function: beta-glucosidase activity. The coding region runs from base 1 to 1389 and encodes 462 amino acids. Gene Ontology annotation, cellular component: extracellular region; cell surface. The record is from RefSeq and is a predicted model, not a curated record. Gene Ontology annotation, biological process: glucan catabolic process.